AAAAUAUACUGCAUCGAUCGAACAGCGCGAUGGUCGUGUACGCGGUGGACGUCGGCGGGGCGACGUUGAAACAUGGCGAUGUGGCAGGACCGACGUAUUCCGUGUCAGAAAAUUGCGUGCGUAUGAAUGUGAAGCAACACAGUGCGCAGAUUCGACGUCCCAUUGAGCGGGGAUACGUGGUGAAUUGGACCUUACAGGGCGAUAUUUGGCAGGACUGCUUGCCGACUCACCCCGAUGCAACCAUGCUGCUCACUACCCCCGUCUUCACCCCGGACAAACUCUUGCAAACGCAAGACGAGGUUGUAUUUGAAGAAUUCCACAUGGCCGCAAUGGCGAACGUGAUUCCCCAAGCCAUGGUACCAUUCGCGAUGACGUCGCAGUCCCCUGUAUUCGUUGUCGUGGAUGUCGGCUUCUCCGCGACGCACAUCGUGCCAUGGAUCGCCGGAUCGAUCGUUUGGGAAGGCGUGCGGCGAAUAAACGUCGGCGGCAAGAUGCUCACAAACUACUUGAAGGAAUGUUUGAGCUUUCGCCAGUGGAACAUGAUGGAUUCGUACGACCUAAUCAACGACGUGAAAGAAGCAGCCUGCCGAUGCUCACUGGAUUUCGAGCACGACAUGAAAGCUUAUGCGGCGGCUUCCAGCUCCACCAUGUCCUUGACUUCAUCUCCAUCCACCAACUCGCUCGUCAAGGAAUGGGCGCUCCCCGAUUUUGUACACACCCACCGCGGGUCGUUGGUGGUACGUAGCCAUGCCCACUUUUGCUUUGCCGUGCAUGCUUGUACCUCGCGUAGACGCCGCCAGGAAUCGACUUGCCUCCUCACGUCCAGGUGAUGCGCAUUGGUGUGGAAUCGAUCGCGAUCCCAGAGAUUGUGUUUCAUCCGUCCGACAUUGGGAUCGACCAAGACGGCAUCGCGCCCGCCAUCGUCGACGCGAUCUCUGCCUGUCCUGCGUACGUUCAAGGCUGGAUGUUUAACCACAUUCUCGUGACAGGCGGCACGUCGCUGCUGCCGCAAUUCAUCGAUCGACUCGAAAUGGACUUGCGCCCGCUCGUGCCCGCGGACUUGGGCCUUUGCGUUCACCAUGUCGACGACCCCAUUGGUGCCGUGUGGAGAGGAUGCCAGGCAUUUGCGAUGUCGUCGCGCUUUGCCGACGCCGUCGUCACCAAGGCAGAGUACAUGGAGCAUGGAAGCGAGGCGUUGCGGCGGUGCCGCGACAAGACGAUGGCUCCACGACCAUUCAAGUUGUAGCUGGCCGAGUAUGCUUGGAGGAAUACAACAGCUCCUGGAUCGAAUACACCAUGUUGCACUGGGCGAUUCCCAUUGAGUUAAGGCUAUCCAAUGCGUGGGUUGCGCCGACUGCCACUUCGGCUCCGACGACAACUCGAACGCGUGUCAACUUGCUGCUGCCGCUUUACCCCCACAGGCAUGCGGAACGGUCGGUCGCGCCCGCCAAAGCGGAGCUGCCCGGAUUCUUUGCGACCGCCCAACCCACCACCCAAGCGUCGCGGCUUCCACCCUUUCAUGACACGCGAACGUUCGUACUCGACGAGGAUGGUCCGGCCGUCGACAAUCAACCUAUUCAUGCAUGCGUGCGCGCGUCAAGAACGUAGAACGCGGUCGUGACCGGUUGCUCAAGCGAUGCUGUACCGAUUUGUGGCAGCGUACGCUUCUUCAAAGUCCCGUUCGUGCACAUACUCAAUGAACGCAUACCCUCGGCUCUCCUGGGUCACGACAUGGCGGACAAGGCGCAGACGCUUAAUGGGUCCGUACUUGCCAAAGAUGGAGUGCAGCGUCUCCUCUGACGUGUCGUAAUUC
Messenger RNA from Aphanomyces invadans, 1813 nucleotides. RefSeq lists its product as hypothetical. Gene Ontology annotation, cellular component: Swr1 complex. The transcript is spliced from 6 exons. Bases 30 to 830 code for a protein of 266 amino acids. Lineage: Eukaryota; Oomycota; Saprolegniomycetes; Saprolegniales; Verrucalvaceae. Gene Ontology annotation, molecular function: nucleosome binding. The record is from RefSeq and is a predicted model, not a curated record.